Messenger RNA from Helobdella robusta, 237 nucleotides. RefSeq lists its product as hypothetical. The transcript has a single exon. The record is from RefSeq and is a predicted model, not a curated record. The annotation marks the transcript as partial. Lineage: Eukaryota; Metazoa; Annelida; Clitellata; Rhynchobdellida; Glossiphoniidae. Gene Ontology annotation, molecular function: protein dimerization activity.
CCAUAUCUCUCAGUGAGCCUACAAUUAUUUCUUACAAUCUGUGUGUCUGUGGCUUCAUGUGAGAGGAGUUUUUCAAAGCUAAAGAUUAUAAAGAACUAUUUGCGAUCUACUAUGGGACAGUCUAGGCUUUCUGAUCUUGCAAUAUUAUCAAUUGAAAGAGAUUUGGCAAAAAAAGUUGAUUUUGAUGAAGUAAUUAACAAGUUUGCAUCUCUAAAGGCGAGGAAAGGGAAGUUCUGA